Molecule: messenger RNA, 920 nt
Organism: Lolium perenne
Lineage: Eukaryota; Viridiplantae; Streptophyta; Magnoliopsida; Poales; Poaceae
Product: WUSCHEL-related homeobox 4
Biological process (GO): cell division; procambium histogenesis; phloem or xylem histogenesis
Cellular component (GO): nucleus
Molecular function (GO): DNA binding; DNA-binding transcription factor activity
Source: RefSeq, a predicted model, not a curated record
UAGCCCAAGCAAAUCUUCGAUCCAUUUCCAGUACGAACUUUGGACUAAACUAUACUCCAACAUGAGGGUUCACCAUUUGCAUGUGGCCUACCUGGACAAAGCGGCCUCGGCCUCUUCGUCUCCAACAGCUCCAUCCACCUCCCCUCCCUGCCCUUCCUCGACAUUGCUCCCUUUCGCCUUCCGAUGCCUCCGCCCGCUUGCGCCCAAGAUCUCGCUCCCGGAUCAGCCGAAGACGAUGAUCGCCCCGCCGACAGCCGACGUCUUCGGCCGGGUCAGAAAUGCCACCAAGCUGCUCAGCUGCACCGUCAGAAAUCAUACCGUGCAAGUGCCGGUGGGUGGGACGACGAGGUGGAACCCGUCGGCGGAGCAGAUCAAGGUGCUGGAGGCGCUGUACCGCGGCGGGAUGCGCACGCCGAACGCGGCCCAGAUCGAGCGCAUCACGGAGGAGCUCGGGAAGCACGGCCGGAUCGAGGGGAAGAACGUCUUCUACUGGUUCCAGAACCACAAGGCCAGGGAACGCCAGAAGCAGAAGCGCGCCGCACUCCUCACCCUCAGCACCCUCGACUCCCCCUCCCUGCCGGAAAUCACGACUAAGGUAACCAAGGAAGCAUGUGACGACAUGACGAGCUGCAAGCGGCGGCGCACCUCGUGGGGUGACGUGCAAGGUGAUGCGGCGACGACAGAGGUGGCCGUCCACCGCACCGACGAUGAUGUCACCCUGGAGUUAUUCCCGUUGCGUCCGCAAGGGAAAGCUUAAUUAGUUGUUGACUUUGUUAUUCUUGUGCAUAUACGCCAUCCUGCAUGCAUAGUUGCAUACCCAUGGAUGUGGGCUUUUCUGAUUUAGCGUGUGAGUUUGAGAUGUUGUUUUAACAUGUUUGGGUUGCCUAAUUAAAACAUGCAUUGUCAGAAGUUAUCAGUUU